Aspergillus nidulans FGSC A4 is the source of this 1541-nucleotide messenger RNA. RefSeq lists its product as uncharacterized. Bases 129 to 1424 code for a protein of 431 amino acids. NCBI's taxonomy places the organism in Eukaryota, Fungi, Ascomycota, Eurotiomycetes, Eurotiales, Aspergillaceae. The record is from RefSeq and is a predicted model, not a curated record. Gene Ontology annotation, molecular function: zinc ion binding; DNA-binding transcription factor activity, RNA polymerase II-specific; DNA binding. The transcript is spliced from 2 exons. Gene Ontology annotation, biological process: DNA-templated transcription; positive regulation of transcription by RNA polymerase II; regulation of DNA-templated transcription. Gene Ontology annotation, cellular component: nucleus.
GCCCAAGGUCGUGACGAGUGCCUGUGAUUAUCGACUGCUGCCCCCGGCGCAAGACAUGAUCCCCUUUAAGGCGAUGUCGAUGCCAGCUUAGAACGCAGGCCGGACCCCGUCGACUGUCAGCAGCUGCUAUGCCUGUUCAGCGACGACUUCGCAAGUCACCGCUCGAAUGCGCCCAAUGUGCCGAGGGCCAGAUGGAGUGUUCCAAGGCCCGUCCCCAGUGCGACGAAUGCAAGUCCCAGCACUUGACGUGUCGUUAUCGUGACCAGAAACCAGCCCCCUACAGGACGAAGGCCGCCGCGGCCGCCGAAUCUCCCGUCUACUCCUCCCCUUCUCCUACUAUCUAUCACCGCCAGUCGAACGCUAGUUCUACGUCAACCUCGUCACAGUCCACCGAGUCAAAUACUUCCACCGAAUCAAACACCUCCUCCGAGUCACGGAACGAUGAGUGCGCCGAGGCCCCCGAGAAGCCCGAGUCCUGCCACGUGCAAGGCUCGGGUCUGGGCGAUGUACGGCUGUGGGAUAAUUGGCGCUCCUCAACCGAGCGAUCGCUAAUACACAAUAAGAGCAAAGACCAGUCAUGGCAGGUGCUCAUCCGGCGCGAGUCGGACCGAUACCCAGCGCUGCGCCACAGCACGCUGGCUCUGUCCGCUAUCCAGCUUGCAUAUACCAGCGAAGCUGGCUCGGACAAGCGGAAGGCUUACUUGCAGGAGGCUGAUGCGCACUACAGUCAAGCUGUGGCUGCGGUCACCCCGGUUGCCGAAAAGCCCUCUGGGUCUCGGUGCAACGCGGCCUUUUCUACCGCCAGUAUUCUGCUGAUGUAUGAACUGGCGUCCGCUUCGCUGGCCGAAGGCGGGGAUAAAUCGAGUCCGCGAAAGGAUGAUGAACAAGGAACGUCGUCACCAUCACUGCAUAAACUACUCGACAUGUUCAACACUGUGCGAGGGUUAUCGUCCAGUUCAGAGGUGAUCGAUAAGGUCGAAAGGGGCGAACUGAAGGCCCUCUUCACCCAAACUGACCCCUACCACCAGCUUCCAAGCACUUAUACCCUGACUAUACUUGCCAUGCGAAAUCUCAAUAACGCCAGCGCAAAGAAAGACCCGUCUCACGAAACCAGCAUCUAUGACGACGCGAUUUCAAAACUUGACCGAUCACUAGAAAUGCUCAGUAAAGGGGGCGAACCGACCAUGAUUGCUCUGCGGUGGCUGUUCCGCCUCCCAUCUCGAUACCUCGACCUAGUCCGUGAGCAGCAACCGCUGGCCCUUACCAUCUUCGCACAUUACUGUGCGGUUCUUCAUCAUCUCCGUGAUCGAUGGUGGAUGGGCGACUGGGGAUGCCGCCUGGUCAAGGAGAUUUCGCAGCUCCUGGGGCCCGAACGGUUGGGCUCCAUCCUUUGGGCCUCUGAUAUUGUGGGAAUUCAAACAUGAUAGACUAGAUACCUACAGUCGAUUGACCGAUUCUGGUCAGACUAGAAUCCUCCGAGGUGAACAGACAGGCUCUGCAUCUCGUAUAAAUGGAAUUGAAUACAUUUUCAUCAUUUUUCA